AAUAUACUGAACACAACUACAAAAUGGAAUUUAAUUUAAUAAAGUCUUGAAAUCUUUAUCAUACAAGAAAUUUGAAAACAACAAAAACAUCAGCUCCCACAAUGCGGCGCUUGAAUUCUAUUUGUAAAAUAUACCCAGACAGCGUUGCUUGCGAUCAUUGGCAGCGCGAGAUUUGUACGCGAUGUCCCAACGCGAAAAUCGGCGAGGAUCGGAAUCACAUCCACAGCUCCAACAGCCCCGACCACAAGCUGAUUACAAUUGAAGACUGCCAGCGCCUGCAGCGAGAGCUGCAAGCUCCCAUUUUUAAUUACAACCCGGCCAUGAAUUCUAUGACCUUUUUGCUGAUUUUCCUUUCCGUGGCGCUUUGCAUUGGUUUGAUCAUUUGGUUGCUGGCCAGAGCUUUUGUGCUCAAGAAUCCGCCGCCCUGUCCAGACGACUGCGUUACGGCACCCCGAUCUGACAGGCACUCGGGCGGCCAGACAUCAAAGGACGGCAUUUUGCAGCAGAUGCAGGACAAAUGUUUCGCAUCAACGAAGGGGAUCAGCAACGUAGACAAGAAGGCGUUAUAUGUGCCAUCAACAUUUUGGGAACGUUUUUCAAUAAAAGGACCCAAGAGCUUGGCGAAGGGAUAUGAGUUUCAAGUGAACGAAUCUGAGGAAACAAGUGACGUUGAAUCGAGUGCCUAUCAAACAGAUGAAUUCCAAGACAAGUCCACAGAUGAGGAGACAUUUAGCACAACUAGCGACCUAUCCGAAAGAGCCACUGCACUUAUAGAUCAAUCCUCUAUAACCAUGAGCAUACAGAGCGAGCCACACAAAUGCGAUGAUUCCAUUGGUAAAAUGCCAACAACUUAUGAGCCAAUGUCCACGACUCAAUCAAACACCCAGGGCCGCGGCAACAUACGCUGGGCGAAUUGGCUAAGACGAGGAAAGCAAAACGAUUAUCAGGUGUAGCUGAGCAGCAAGUAGGCAUAGGUUCACAUCACCUUAUAUAUUUUUUUUGUAUUGGCAUAUCACAUUUGUACUCAUUAAAUAAAGAGCAAUGA
Messenger RNA from Drosophila hydei, 1045 nucleotides. RefSeq lists its product as uncharacterized. The transcript has a single exon. Lineage: Eukaryota; Metazoa; Arthropoda; Insecta; Diptera; Drosophilidae. The record is from RefSeq and is a predicted model, not a curated record. The coding region runs from base 102 to 953 and encodes 283 amino acids.